This is a messenger RNA of Megalobrama amblycephala (Wuchang bream), 7418 nucleotides long. It is a transcript of the gene phip, whose product is annotated as pleckstrin homology domain interacting protein. Gene Ontology annotation, cellular component: nucleus. The record is from RefSeq and is a predicted model, not a curated record. Gene Ontology annotation, molecular function: protein binding. NCBI's taxonomy places the organism in Eukaryota, Metazoa, Chordata, Actinopteri, Cypriniformes, Xenocyprididae. Gene Ontology annotation, biological process: cytoskeleton organization; regulation of cell shape; regulation of transcription by RNA polymerase II.
AGGACUUCCCAAUCCAAAUCACAACCAAGAGAGGGGGUGGGUUCCUUGGAAUAAGUCUGUUUUAUGCUUGAAAUGAUUUGACUUUUUUUUAUACACAUCACAACCACGCAAAUACGGUGGUAAAAUUCGGGUGUUUGAUAGUUAGCUUCAAUAUGCUGUUGUGGGAGAAACAUGGAGUGAGAACCGAGCUUCGCUGCCCGCAAGGUCGACAGACCGAGGAACAAGAGGCGCCAUUAAAGCUCAGGGUCCGGGAUUUAGCAAACAAAUAACCGUAGCCCGAAUAAAUAGUUACGUUUGUGCAUACAACGAGCCACCAUUGCCUUCUUUUUUCCCUUCAGCGUUAGCAUCACAGCCUCCCUGACACACAGUCCUGCGCGUACGUACUCGACUCUCCUCGUGUAUUCCUGCGCAAAGGGGUUGUGCUUUCAGAGGGAGGAGGGGGUGUGGAGCGUAAACUGAAACCCAAAAUAUUCACGAACAUCCUUAAGGUGCAUUAAACUGCAUGUUUUAGAAACGUCGUUUCUUGUCAACCACAAACGCCCCGGUGCUCGAGAUGUUUGUCCGCAUCGACGCGCGGCACGUUGUGCUUAAGAGGGGACUAUUUAGCGAGAGCGCGGAAGGCUCGAGCGACGCGCCGGAUCUUCUUUCAGUGUGUGUUGGGUGAAUGGAGGCGCAGCUCUUCCUGGUGAACAAACACUGACAACUAUAGGGCAGCCCAGCGAUACCCGCUUCCCAGAACGGCCACACACACCUUCUCCUUCACCCCCAAAACAACCCUAAACAUGGCUGCUGAGCGUAAACACGUCGCGCAGUUGAAAUCCGAACUGUACUUCCUAAUAGCCCGAUUUUUAGAAGCUGGACCUUGUCAGGACGCGGCAGAGACCUUGAUACGGGAGGUUCAGGAGAAGGAGCUGUUACCCAAAAGGAUUGACUGGACUGGCAAAGAACACCCAGGGAGUUACGAAAAUUUGGUCAAAUUGUACAGGCACAUUUCUUCAGAUCACCUGUUGCAGGUGUGUGAGCGAGUGAGCCCUCUUUUAGAGAGGGAAGUGCCAGCCAGUGUACCUGGAGUCAACUCACUGCUGGGAGCCGGACGACAGUCAGUGCUGCGUACAAACAAGAGUUGUAAGCACGUGGUAUGGAAGGGGUCCGCCCUCGCUGCCCUGCACUGUGGCAGGCCACCAGAGCCGCCAGUCAUCUAUGGAAGCCCGCCCAAUAUUGUGGAAACAGUAUACAGUCGGAGGCUGAAUGGCUCAUAUCGGUUGGGUCAGCUGGUCCCUACAGCUGUUUACCAACAUAUGAAGAUGCACAAGAGAAUUCUGGGCCACCUGUCAUCUGUGUACUGUGUCACCUUCGACCGCACCGGUCGUCGCAUCUUCACAGGUUCAGACGACUGUUUGGUGAAGAUCUGGGCGACGGAUAACGGGCGUUUGCUGGCGACACUGAGAGGUCAUGCGGCAGAGAUUUCAGACAUGGCUGUGAAUUAUGAGAACACCCUGCUGGCAGCCGGCAGCUGUGAUAAAAUGAUCAGAGUGUGGUGCCUGCAGACCUGCGCCCCGCUGGCAGUACUGGAGGGCCACGCUGCAUCCAUCACGUCAUUACAGUUUUCUCCUCUGUGCAGUGGCAAUAAGAGGUUCCUGUCCUCGACUGGAGCUGACGGCACCAUCUGUUUCUGGCAGUGGGAUGCACGCACGCUCAAAUUUGGGCAGCGACCCAGCAAAUUCAUCGAGCGGCCCAGACCAGGCGUGCAGAUGAUCUGUUCCUCUUUUAGUGCAGGUGGGAUGUUCCUUGCGACAGGCAGCACUGAUCACAUCAUUAGGGUUUAUUACUUUGGAGGUGGACAACCAGAGAAGAUAUCAGAGCUGGAGUCUCACACUGAUAAAGUCGACAGCAUCCAGUUCUCCCAUAGUGGAGAUAGGUUUGUGAGCGGCAGUAGAGAUGGCACAGCACGGAUAUGGCAGCUGCAGCAGCAAGACUGGCGGAGCAUUCUCCUGGACAUGGCCACCAAAUUACCUGGCAAGUACAACCCUCCACCUUUAGAAGACAAAGUUACCAAACUGAAGGUGACUAUGGUGGCCUGGGAUUGCAAUGACAACACGGUCAUCACCGCUGCGAACAACUUGACAUUGAAAGUGUGGAACUCUUACACAGGGAACCUUAUUCAUGUAUUGAUGGGCCACGAGGAUGAGGUGUUUGUGUUGGAGCCACAUCCAUUUGAUUCAAGAGUGCUUUUCUCUGCUGGUCAUGACGGGAACGCCAUCGUCUGGGAUCUGGCAAGAGGAGUCAAAAUACGCUCUUACUUCAAUAUGAUCGAGGGGCAGGGACACGGUGCGGUCUUUGACUGUAAGUGUUCUCCAGACGGACAGCACUUUGCUUGCACUGACUCUCACGGUCACCUGCUCAUCUUCGGCUUUGGCUCUAGCAGCAGAUACGAUAAGAUAGCAGAUCAGAUGUUCUUCCACACUGAUUAUCGGCCGCUGAUCCGUGAUGCCCAUAACUUCGUGCUGGACGAACAGACCCAGCAAGCACCCCACCUCAUGCCCCCACCGUUCCUGGUGGACGUGGAUGGGAACCCUCACCCUCCACGAUACCAGAGACUGGUUCCCGGCAGAGAGAACUGUAGAGAGGAACAGCUCAUACCCCAGAUGGGACUUACGUCAUCGGGGCUGAAUCAAGUGGUUAGUCAACAGGCUGCAGAAGGCUCUAGUCCUCUUGAUAGUAUGAUCCAGAGACUACAGCAAGAGCAGGACCAGAGACUGGGGUCUGACACCAGAUCCAACAGAGGAUCUGUCAGUUCUCCCACAGAAGUCUCUUCUCCACCUAACGUGGGUCUGAGACGGAGUGGACAGAUCGAAGGUGUUCGACAGAUGCACAGUAACGCUCCGCGCAGUGAAAUCGCUACCGAGAGAGACCUGGUGGCGUGGAGUCGACGGGUCCUCGUUCCUGAACUAUCACCAGCCAUAGCUUGUAAGCAGGAGAUCUGGCGUACAGCUAAAGGGGAGGAGGAGAUCAACAUCUACAGAUCAGAGAGGAGGAGACGUAGCUUACACAGCCAGUACCACAGAGAAAACCGGCAUGCUAUAGAAAAUGCUGUGGAGGAGGGCCGCCGUUACCAGGGUAACCAGCAUAACUACCAUACACGAUUGGCCGUGGAGGAAACGAGUCGUCAGAGUGAACAAAACGAGGAAGAACACAGUGCCUCUGAGGGAGAGACGGAAGCAAGACCUCCGAGCAGAGAAUCAUCAGAUGAAGAGAGAGAGGAAAAAGAACCCUGGCCUGAUGAUAACAGCAGCUCCAGUGAUUACUCCAGCGAUUACUCAGACUGGACAGCAGAUGCUGGCAUAAACCUCGAACCGCCCAAGAAGACCAGCGUAAAGAAAAAGAAGAAGAAUACCAGCAGCUCAGAAGAAGAUGGAGAGAAGAAAAAAGACUCCAAGAAGGAGAGGAGGAAAGAAAAGCAGGACAAAGAUGGAGCUCUACCAAAGAAGAAGAAGCCAAAGGAGAAACGGAAGAGGAUACCUGAACUGCAGAACAAGGGUUUGACAUUAGAGGAAUGGCUGCCCUCACCCUGGAUCACUGACACCAUGCCACGGAGAUGCCCCUUCACCCCACAGAUGGGCGAUGAGGUAUAUUAUUUCCGUCAAGGCCAUGAAGCUUACGUGGAGAUGGCCAAAAAAAACAAGAUCUUCAGUAUAAAUCCUAAAAAACAGCCUUGGCACAAGUUAGAGCUUAGGGAGCAGGAGCUGUUGAAGGUAGUGGGCCUCAAAUAUGAGGUCGGUUUGCCAACUCUGUGCUGUCUGAAGCUGGCCUUCCUGGACCCAGACACUGGCAAACUGACGGGCGGCUCCUUCUCUAUGAAAUACCACGACAUGCCUGAUGUCAUUGACUUCCUUGUACUUCGGCAGCAGUUCGAUAAUGCAAGACAGAGGAACUGGAUGAUAGGUGAUCGUUUCCGGUCAGUGAUAGAUGACGCCUGGUGGUUUGGUACGAUUGAGAGUCAGGAGCCUUAUCAGGCUGAAUAUCCGGACUCUCUGUUCCAAUGCUACAACGUCUGCUGGGAUAAUGGAGAUACAGAAAAGAUGAGCCCAUGGGACAUGGAAGAGAUUCCCAAUGAAGCAGUAUUUCCUGACGAGUUAGGCCUGAGUGUGCCUCUAACUGAGGAGGAGCAGAAGGCCUUGUUGUACAAGCCCCUAGAGGGAGAGUGGGGCUCACGCACACGUGACGAAGAGUGUGAGCGCGUCAUCAGGGGCAUCGACCAGCUUUGCACUUUGGACGUGGCUGUACCAUUUGAAUUGCCAGUGGACUUGCAGGCAUAUCCUACGUACUGCACCGUGGUUGCUUACGUCACAGAUCUGAGCACCAUCCGACAAAGACUAGAGAACCGUUUCUAUAGACGAAUGUCGUCGUUGAUGUGGGAGGUACGCUACAUUGAACACAAUGCUCAAACCUUCAAUGAACCAGGAGCUUUCAUUGUCAGAACUGCCAAAUUCGUAUCUGACCUCAUGCUACAAUUCAUCAAGGACCAAAGUUGUACAGAUAUUAUUCCACUAUAUAACAGUAUGAAGAAAACGGCUUUCUCAGAUUCAAGUGAUGAUGAAGAUGAGGACGAAGAGCAUGAGGCACCUUGUACAUCUAGCAGAAAUAAGAAGAGGCAGCGGCAGCAGCCUAUGCUGAGGAGUCUGCGCAGUAAACCUUCGUCAGACCCCCAGGCCUGGAAGGGGCGCUGCAGAGAGCUGCUGGAGCUCAUCUUUCAAUGUGAAGAUUCAGAGCCUUUCAGACAACCUGUGGAUCUGGAGGACUAUCCGGACUACUUGGACAUUGUGGACACUCCUAUGGACUUUGGGACUGUCUUGAACCGCCUGUUAGCAGGAGAGUAUGACACUCCUAUGGAUCUUUGUAAAGAUGUACGUCUCAUCUUCAGCAACUCCAAAGCCUACACACCCAGCAAAAAGUCCAGGAUCUACAGCAUGAGUCUGCGAUUGUCCGCUCUGUUUGAAGAACAUAUCAGUUCGAUCCUGACUGAUUUUAAAGCUGCUCAAAGUCUGCAGAAUGAGCGAUUCACCCGUCAGCGUCUGCACACGGAGCGCUUGACCAGACAGUCUGUGAAGAGGAGAAGGAGCUCUUCACCUUCAAGCUCCGCCUCUAGUCCAGAAAGGAAGCGGCGGGUCUCCUCACGCUCUGCUCCUCGAUCGGACAAUACAGCGCCGCCCACUCCUGCUGGACCUUCCCGGGCUCCUUCUUUACGGCAAACACAUCCACAAAUCAACGGCAAGGCUGAGCCUCCUGUUGUCCCUGGUCGGACCCGCAGCUCGGCCCGUUUUGGAACACAACUCACAGAUGCACCCUCUGCACAGUCAGCUCCUCCCCCUCCCGCUGCCCACAGUAAGGUGGCAGAGCCCUCCUCCAGAGUCCUGCGCACACAGAACUCUCACUCCAUUGGUGUCUCUAGGGAAUCGGAGCGCUCUGCGGUUUCCCACAGCAAUGAGGGCGGAGCCAGAGAGUCUCGCAGGAAGCUUCGGACACCUGUUAAACUCACACCAGGUCCAGUCGAUCACAACUCUCCUCCUCAGAACAGUUUGCAUUUGAAUGGUCAUAGUCAAGUGACUGUGGGAGUGGUACGAAGAGGCCGGGGCAGACCCAGAUUAGACGCACAAAUACAGACGCCAGUAGUGGUACCGCCACCCCCGUUGCCCCAGGCCUCUGGAAAAAAGAGAGGGAGGAAAAGCAAGAAAGACCUGGAUUCCCUACGAAGAGACUCCGACCAUGAGGACGAGAUGCUUCUGUCUACAGGUGAUGAGGGCGGGGCUUCUUCUACAGCCCAGGACAGUAGUCUUUCAGAUUCAGGGGUAGUGACUCCAGAGUGUCCGAAACCACGAGGCAGACCACGAAUCACCAGAACGACAGAUACUCCACCUCCUUCAAGCCCCAAAACUCUCAGAAGGAGCAGUCGGCGUGGCAAUGAGGAGACCACGGCCCCUACGCCAGGCCCCGCCCUAAGGGAGGAGCCUGAAAUUUAUAUGGGAGAGGAUGGGAGCUCGAAAGGGCAGAUGAGAACACGUAACCAGGGCCGAAGGACAGCUUUCUAUAACGAAGAAGACUCUGAGGAGGAGCAAAGACAGCUUUUGUUUGAGGAUGCCUCCAUUACUUUUGGCACGUCAAGCAAGGGGAGAGUCCGCAAGCUCACCGAGAAGGCCAAAGCCAACCUUAUUGGCUGGUAACAAUGCCAACUUUGCAUGUCCUAUGCGACACAACCCCCUUAUCCUCGCCCCGCUGGGGAGGGGGAACCAUUCCUGCUGCUAUCAGACUGUCAUGAUUAUCUGAAUCUUUCAUUCUGACUUUCUAAAUUGAUUAUCAAGUUUUGAAUCUUUGACUCUUUUGGUGACUUCAAGAGUCACAGCCCCUUGAAAUCCCCCAACUUAUACAUUUUCUUCCACAGAUAAAUCACAAAUGCAGUUAAAUACUGAUUUUCAUAUGCACUAUAUUUGAAUGCCAGUGAAGAAAAGGUACUUACACAGUCUUAUGAAUCCAAAUACCUGAUUUCAUCUCUCAAGAAAGCACUUAUGUGAGGAUGGUUGAGUGUGUGUGUGUGAGAGUGAAAUAACUUGAGUCUUGUUUCUUUAAACUGUUAAUUUUAUGCAUUGUUUUUACACAGUUGUUGCUAAGGGCAACAAAUCAAACACUUGUUCAAAAAAAUCUAUUUUUAACAGAUCAUUGUGUAAGUGGCUGUAAAGCUGCAGCGGAGUGCAGAGAAGGACCUCAUAAAUUGCCCGUGUUGUCUUUUUAACGUCUUUCUCUGCAAGUCAAGAUCAGUGGCAGUGGUAAUUCACGCAUGUUUUUAUAUAAUUAGCAAUACCUUGUGCCUUUUCAUACGUUCGAUACAUUAUGGCUCCUUUGUACUCCCCAGUUUGUGUGUGAGUGUGUUUGAUGCUUUAACGUAUUGAUUAAUUCAGUACAAAUGUGUGUUAAUGAUCUGUUGUUAUGAUAGAGAUUAGUGAGCAGCAUAUCUCCACAUGACCACUGUGUGUGUGUGUGCGCGUGUGUAUUGAGUUCAUGCGGUCGUUGAGGUGUGUGUUAUAAUAUUGACAUCACUCCGUGCCUGUUUUAUCGGGCUCCCAGAAUGCACUGUGAUCCCUAACUAGAUAAAUACAGUGACCACAAAAAGUGUUUUGGCACUUAAGCCGCAGCUUUAAAAUGUCUGAAUGUCAUUGCAUUAGAGAAUGAUAUACAAAUCAGAGGGCAUCUGCAAACAAAUGAAGGUAUUAAGGUCUUAAAACAAGCAACACCUUCAUUUUGAGGCUUUUCUCGACAAAUAUUAAUAUACAGUAAACAAUACUUUUUUUCUAAAGUUUUGGAUCUGUAAGAUUUUUUUUUUUUUUCAUGUUUUUGAAAAGUCUUUUAUGCUCAUUAAGGCUACAUGU